AUGCCACCGAAUUUCUUUCAAAAACCAGAAACAGCUCUGAAAAGAGCACAGGAACUGAUUUCGGUUGGUAAAGAACUGGAUGCUCUCGAAACACUCCAUGAUACGAUUAAGUCGAAACGUCAUAAGCAAUGGACGAAAACCCACGAACUGAUCAUGCUCAAGCAUGUCGAAUUGUGCGUUUCAUUACGACGUCCGCAUAUGGCCAAAGAUGCACUUUUCCAAUACAAGACACUAACACAACAGAUUGCGGUGAAAUCUUUGGAAACCGUUAUCCUUAGGUUUCUUGAUUUGGCAAAAGAAAAAACUGAAGAAGCACAGAAAACAUCGAUUGAGAAGGUUGAGGAAAUUGAUGAUCUGGAUCAAGCGGAUGCACCAGAGAACUUACUUCUGUCGGCAGUGUCUGGUGCUGCGGCACAAGACCGUAUGGAUCGAACGGUGCUCAGUCCAUGGCUACGUUUUCUUUGGGAUUCCUACCGCAACUGUCUUGACCUUUUGCGUAACAAUGCGGUGGUUGAGCAACUCUACCAUAGUAUUGCACGUCAAUCGUUCGAAUUCUGUGCCAAAUAUCAACGACGUACGGAAUUCCGCAAGCUAUGUGAUCACCUUCGGAUGCAUCUAAGUCAAAUCCAGAAGCAGCAACAUCUUGCUCAUGUAGUAAAGUUGACAAGCGCCGAGUCGUUAACACUGAUGCAGGACACUCGACUCAUUCAACUGAAUACUGCCAUUCAAAUGGAAUUAUGGCAAGAGGCAUACCGCAGUGCGGAAGAUGUUCAUGGAAUGAUGCAGUUAAGCAAGGAUAAAGAUAAACGAAUGUUGGCAUUAGUGUUCUGGAAGGCUGGUAAUCGUUUGUUCCACGCAGCCGCUCUUCUGCAAAAGUUCAUCAUCUAUAAAGAUAUGAAAAAAACGUUCAGCUCCGAAGAGGCCACUGAUCAGGCCACUCGUGUCUUGCUGGCCACGUUAUCAAUUCCGGAUGGGGCUGAUAAGCCAUCGGACUUGACUCGACAUUUAGACAUCGAGGAGCAGCACAUCGCGAACAUUAGACUCUUAUCGAAUCUGUUACGUUUGCCGAUCGCACCGUCUCGUGCGGGAAUCUUGAAGGAAAUUGGACGGUUGAAUAUACCUGAAAUUGCUGUUGAGAGUGCCAGGAACGUGUACAUCCAGCUUGAAUGCAAGUUCACACCACUGCGUCUUGCGAAGAGUGUUGAUUGUGAACUGAACAAAAUAAAGGCGUUGAAUAAGCCGGACUAUGAACAGUAUGUGGAUGCGCUAAAAGGCGUGACAGCCACCAAAAUUAUCAAACAACUAUCACUGAUAUAUGACACGUUAUCGAUGGAAAGACUUCUCAAAGUGUUACCAUUCUAUAGCGACAUCGAAUUGGAACGUUUUCUGGUAGAUAUUGCAAAACAUCGAUACGUUAAGGCACAGAUCAGUCAUCGUGAACGGUGUAUUCAUUUCGGUGAUGUGGAUGCAACGUUGGAGGGCGCGCUUGAUAACGAAUUGUCAAAUACGUUCAACGGGGAUUCGAAUCAGACUGGGAUGGAAGGCAUUCGUAGUCAUCUGGAAUUGAUGUACAACGGCCUCAGAGAUGUGGUGAAUGUUUUGGAUGCAGAGCAACGUAAGAAGGCCGCUCUUGACCAUUUGAAACGGCAUACAGAAAUCUAUGCGUAUCACAAGAACGCUGAUUAUGAACGCAUAUUGCUGCGACGCAAGAAAAUUGAAAGCUACAAGGAGACGAGCGAACGGCUGAAGCUUGAGAAGACACAGCAGGCACAGGCCGAAGCGAAUCGUAGGGAAGAGCUGAAGAGGGCUGAGGAAAUGCGACGACUCGAAUUGGAGAAUAUCGAGAAAGAGAAGAUGCGUAAACUCGCUGAGCAGGAAGAAAUCGAGAGGAAAGUUCGUGCCGAGAAAAUGAAAAAGAUUCAAGCGACACCAAUAUAUCAAGCGAUUGUGAAAGAUCAUGGCGAAGAAGCUUUCCAAAAUAUGGAUCCAGAUUCAGUGUUACGCGAGCAACGCGAUCGUAUGGAUGAGCAACGCCGCGAGCAGCAAGCAAGACUUCAACAACAGGAGAAGAAAUUCGAUCAUUUGGUGCGUGCGUUCCAUCUGGAGGAGAUGAAGGCGAGGAAGGCGAUCACGGAUGAGUACAGACGAACCGCACCUCAGCUGCACGAAGAGUACGAGAAGAAGAGAAUUGAGAAUGCCAUUUUUGAACACGAACGUGCAGUGGCCACUUACGAACGCAUGCAGUUGGUACGGCCCGAUGCGAAUGCAUUCCUUGACCGGGUGAAAGAAGCACAUAAAGAAGAUUUCGCGAAGAAGGUGGCCAAUUGGGAGGAGAAAUUAAGCGAGGAGAGGAAGAAGCGUCUCGCGGCACGACACGAAAUGCGGAAAGAAGCGAGAAGAAAGGAGUGGCAAGCGGAACGUGAACGUCAACUUGCACGUGCCAAAGAAGUGGCCGAACAGGCACGUAGAGAAGAGAUGGAGAAGGAGAGACGUGCAAUACGUGAAGCAGGUCGACAGCCGAGAAGGGAACAAGUGGAGAGUGUUGCGGAUACGGACAGCGAUUGGAGACGUGGAGCGCAACCGACGGCACCUCGUCAGCCUCCUGCGAUGGCGCCAAGGCCUCCGAUGGCUGAGCGUAUGAUGGAGGGUGAAAGACAACGUGAACGAGCAAUGCCUCCGCCGCCCUCAGAGGCAGAUAUGGGUGUGUGGAGGCGCGGUCAGGUGGUCACUGUGGGUAGCGCGGGUCCACCACCCGCAGCACACAUUGAAAGAGAGAAUGUGCCGCAAAGACACUUCGAACGUGAGCCAAGAGAGGCACCGCCACCACAACCGACGAGCGAAGCUGAUAAGGUGGCCCAUUGGAGACGUGGACAGGUCGUUACGCACAGAGAACCGCCGCAAGGAAUGGCUCGUCCUGGAAUGGGAGAACGUCGUGGAGAGCCUUUGGGUGCGCCAGCAACGCAUGAGAUGACAAGCAGACCAAGUGCACCGUCACCAGCCGAUACGGGUAGCUGGAGACGUGGACAAGUCGUUACGCGUACGACUGGCGAUGGCGGAGAGGCGCAGCAGAUGGAAGCGGCAGCAGCUCAAGCCCAGAUACGUUCUGGAGAUGGCGCAGCCGGGCGUGCCGCACCACCAACUGCACAACAGGCAGCACCACCUUCGGACGAUACUGACGGCAAAUGGACAACGGUUACGCCACGAGCUGCCGAUGGUUCUGGCAUUCCUUCACACGGCCGUGGUCCACCAAGACGUGAAGCACAUUAUCCACAGCCGCAGCAACAACAACAGCAGCAGCAUAAAUCGGCUGAUGAAGAUAAGAACUGGCGUCGAAAGUGA
Messenger RNA from Anisakis simplex (herring worm), 3339 nucleotides. Lineage: Eukaryota; Metazoa; Nematoda; Chromadorea; Rhabditida; Anisakidae. The record is from the annotation of a GenBank genome assembly.